GUUUGUUUCUGCUUCUGCUGAGUUUAACCCCUGUGGAGAAUUUGAAAAAUAAUGAUUUCGACCUUGCCAGCUUUUUGAGAAGUAUCUACCCUGGGAUGCUUGUGAAGGAAGAGCCGUUCAUCCCCAAAAGAGACUUUGUAGGACGAUCUGAGGCGCGACCCAAUGUGAAAGCAGUCAGUCAGGAUAGUAACGGGGCUUCUGGGGCUGUGGUGACGACAAAGGAUGGACAGAUCAAAGGGAUAACGGUGGACAAGGCCCGUAUCUUCUAUGGGAUCCCGUACGCAGACCCUCCUGUUGGGGCUUAUCGCUGGAAACCACCCAGACCUGUGAGUUCUUGGCCGGGGAUUUAUGAUGCCUCCUUCCCCAGAGCCGCAUGCAUGCAGGCCUGCAGCGGACCCAUCUCUGAGGAGUGUCCCAGGAAGGUGAGUGAGGACUGUCUGUACCUGAACGUCUUCGUCCCUCUGGAUGUGGACUUCCUGUCUCCUCUGGCGGUCCCUCUCCCGGUCUUAGUGUGGAUCCACGGGGGGGAUUUCAUCGCCGGAUCGGCCUCAAAGCCUCUGUACGACGGACGCUUCAUCAGCAACUUCACACACUCUGUGGUGGUGAGCCUGGAGUACAGACUGGGUGCUUUUGGGUUCCUUGUGUCUGGUAAAAAGCAUCUUUCAGCAGCUGCAGGGAAUUAUGGGAUAUUGGACCAGCAGGCGGCUCUACUCUGGGUCCAAAGAAACAUCGCCGUGUUUGGAGGGGAUUCCAGCAAG
Molecule: messenger RNA, 758 nt
Organism: Notothenia coriiceps (black rockcod)
Lineage: Eukaryota; Metazoa; Chordata; Actinopteri; Perciformes; Nototheniidae
Product: acetylcholinesterase-like
Exons: 3
Source: RefSeq, a predicted model, not a curated record